CGUCCGCCCGGCUCCCCCCUGACGUCAGCCUCGCGGUUCCAUUUAAGGCCCCUCCCGCGCUCAGCUCCGAGUGUCGGAGGUGCUGCCGCCAAGUCCGGAUCCAACCUCGCGUGCCGCUGACGCCCGCCCGCCCGCCCGACGUGCACUCCCGAUUCCUUUUGGUUCUAAGUCCAAAAUGGCAACUCUCAAAGAUCAGCUGAUUCAGAAUCUUCUUAAGGAAGAACAUACCCCCCAGAAUAAGAUUACAGUUGUUGGGGUUGGUGCUGUUGGCAUGGCUUGUGCCAUCAGUAUCUUAAUGAAGGACUUGGCAGAUGAACUUGCUCUUGUUGAUGUCAUUGAAGACAAACUGAAGGGAGAGAUGAUGGAUCUCCAGCACGGCAGCCUUUUCCUUAGAACACCAAAAAUUGUCUCUGGCAAAGAUUAUAAUGUGACAGCAAACUCCAAGCUGGUUAUUAUCACAGCUGGGGCACGUCAGCAAGAGGGAGAAAGUCGUCUUAAUUUGGUCCAACGUAAUGUGAACAUCUUUAAGUUCAUCAUUCCUAAUAUCGUAAAAUACAGCCCAAACUGCAAGUUGCUUGUUGUUUCCAAUCCAGUGGAUAUCUUGACCUAUGUGGCUUGGAAGAUAAGUGGCUUUCCCAAAAACCGUGUUAUUGGAAGUGGUUGCAAUCUGGAUUCAGCCCGGUUCCGUUACCUAAUGGGGGAAAGGCUGGGAGUUCACCCGUUAAGCUGUCACGGGUGGGUCCUUGGGGAGCAUGGAGACUCCAGUGUGCCUGUAUGGAGUGGAGUGAACGUUGCUGGUGUGUCUCUGAAGAAUCUGCACCCUGACUUAGGCACUGAUGCAGAUAAGGAGCAGUGGAAACAGGUUCACAAACAGGUGGUUGACAGUGCCUAUGAGGUGAUCAAACUGAAAGGCUACACUUCCUGGGCCAUUGGACUGUCCGUGGCAGAUUUGGCAGAAAGUAUGAUGAAGAAUCUUAGGCGGGUGCAUCCAAUUUCCACCAUGAUUAAGGGUCUCUAUGGAAUAAAAGAUGAUGUCUUCCUUAGUGUUCCUUGCAUCUUGGGACAGAAUGGAAUUUCAGAUGUCGUGAAGGUGACUCUGACUCCUGAGGAAGAGGCCCGUUUGAAGAAGAGUGCAGAUACGCUUUGGGAGAUCCAAAAGGAGCUGCAGUUUUAAAGUUUUCUAAUGAACCACUUCACUGUCUAGACUACAACAGGGUUUUAGUUGGAGGUUGUGUAGAUUGUCCUUAUUAUCUGAUCUGUUACACAAGUAAUACUAAAAUGGCCUAAGAAAAAAGCAGUUUCCUAAAGUUCUAAAUAGGAGUGGUCCACCAAACCCUGCAGCUAUAUCCUGAGGCCGGAUGGUAUCUGUCUCUCUAGUCCCGAGUUGGUUAAUGGACAUGAGCUCCACCAUCUCCGAGGCACCACUGCCAACAUCACAUAUGCUGCAGGUGCUCUGCAAACCAGAUGUGUAUUUACUCUGUUCUAUAACUUCUGGUUCCUUCACCCAACAGCCAACAUGCCUCGUCCAUCUUCUUCCAUCAGUCACAUUCUGGGAUCCAAUGUAUAAAUUCAAUAUUGCAUGUAUUGUGCAUAACUGUUCUAAAGGAUCUUAUUUUGUGUACCAUGUAUGUCCGAAUAUAGUGUACAUUGCUAUAUAAUGUAAAGAGACAAUGCAACCAACUAUCUCAGUGUCAUACCAACUAAAAUACCAAAUAAAUUUUGAACAGUGA
This is a messenger RNA of Ailuropoda melanoleuca (giant panda), 1730 nucleotides long. RefSeq names its product L-lactate dehydrogenase A chain. The record is from RefSeq and is a predicted model, not a curated record. Gene Ontology annotation, molecular function: L-lactate dehydrogenase (NAD+) activity. The coding region runs from base 176 to 1174 and encodes 332 amino acids. Lineage: Eukaryota; Metazoa; Chordata; Mammalia; Carnivora; Ursidae. The transcript is spliced from 8 exons. Gene Ontology annotation, biological process: lactate metabolic process; pyruvate metabolic process. Gene Ontology annotation, cellular component: cytoplasm.